AUGAAGCUCCCCAUUGAAGCUCCCCUCAAAGCUCCCAUGAAGCUCCCCAUUGAGCCCCCAGUGAAGCCCUCAUUGAAGCUCCCCAGGAAGCCCUCAGUGAACUCCCCAGUGAAGCUCUCUGUGAACUCCCCAUUGAAGCCCUCAGUGAAGUCCCCAGUGAACUCCCCCAUUGAAGCUCCCUCAUUGAACUCCCCAUUGAAGCCCCCAGUGAAGCUCCCCAGUGAACCUCACUCCUCAGUGAACUCCUCAGUGAACUCCUCAUUGAAGCCCUCAGUGAACUCCUCAUUGAAGCCCUCAGUGAACUCCCUCAUUGAAGCUCUCUGUGAACUCCCCUCAUUGAAGCCCCUCAUGAACCCCUCAUUGAACCUCAGUGAACUCCCCAGUGAAAUCCUCAUUGAAGCUCCCUCACCCUCAGUGAACCCUCAUUGGCUCUCAGAACCCCCAUUCUCAGUGAACUCCCCCAUUGAAGCUCCCCGUGAACUCCCCAUUGAAGUUUCACUCCCCAGUGAACUCCCUUCAUUGAAGCCCCUCAGUGAACUCCUCAUUGAAGCUCCCUCAGUGAACUCCCUCAUUGAAGCCUCCUCAGUGAACUCCCUCAUUGAAGCUUCCUCGGUGAACUCCCCAUUGAAGCUCCUCUGUGAACUCCCCAUUGAAGCUCCUCAGUGA
Homarus americanus (American lobster) is the source of this 666-nucleotide messenger RNA. Its product is annotated as non-classical arabinogalactan protein 31-like. The record is from RefSeq and is a predicted model, not a curated record. The transcript is spliced from 5 exons. NCBI's taxonomy places the organism in Eukaryota, Metazoa, Arthropoda, Malacostraca, Decapoda, Nephropidae. The coding region runs from base 1 to 666 and encodes 221 amino acids.